GCUCUUCUGACUUCAUAUAGAGGGAUGCCAAGAACAACACCAAGAGAGAUCACUGAUUAAAAAAAUGCAACAAGAAGUUGACCCCAUCAUUUAUCCCAAGAAAUGGCAGCUAAAGAGCUUGUAUGCGUGUGUAUAAAUAGUGGAUUAGUUGAGCCUAGGGGUUCAGGUAAGGUAGUAGGAGGAUAGAUGGAGAGGAAAAGAGAGGAGAUGGAGAACGGGAAGUCUGAGCUGAGGUUGGCCAUGGAGGAGCUCUCUCUCUUCCGUUCAGGAGAUGGGGACGAGCAGCAGGUGCAGGAGAAGCAGAGGUCAUCCACCAUGGAUCUCAUCUGUGUCUCCAAGAAACUCAUCCAUGUUCUUGACGGGAUUGGACCCACGUUGCUAGUCCUGAGGCAAGACAUUCAGAAAAAUGUUCAGAGAUUACAAGAUCUGCAUUCAAGAGACCCUUCCAAACACGAGAGCUUGACGGCGAUAGUCACCGAUGAAGUGGAGGAAGGGACAUCAAAGAAGACCAACAGCUGCACCAGAGCUAUUAUAUGGCUUGGCAGGUCAAUAAAUUUCUCAAAAUAUUUAUUGGAGAGGCUACUGAAAACCCCUGAGUCGAGCCUGGAAGAGGUUGUGGAAGAAGCAUAUAAAUGUACUCUGAAGCCAUGGCAUGGCUGGAUCUCAUCAGCUGCUUACAAGCAUAGUUGCAAACUGUCAGGUGGCACUGAAGCUCAUCCCAGAAAGAGAGACCUUCAUAGCGCUGCUGAUGGGGAGCUGUCAAAAUUUUGAGGAUCUUGCAGAAGAUGUGAAGAUCUUGAUCUGUGUUGUUCAGCCCCUGUUAGAGGAGAUCGAUGCCAUUUUGGUACCAAUUUGGUUUCCAAAUAAUUAACCACACAUAUGUUUACAGAGAUUGAUCAUGUUGCAAUGUUUGAUCAGAAUUUGCUCAUAACAGUCUGUAUACGGUUUGCAGGCUACGCACAACUUGAACAAGCUGAAAUCCAAUUAAACACAAGGGAUUUCCGAUCACCUGAUGGACGUCUAUACAUACCUGCAGAAUCUAACCUUGCUUUGUCCUUGUAAAACUGAAAAGGUCUUAGUUUUGGGUGUUUGCUUGUAGAUUUCAAGUGACAAAAUGAAUGUGAAAAAAGUGUUUGUGUUCU
Messenger RNA from Phragmites australis (common reed), 1142 nucleotides. Its product is annotated as glycolipid transfer protein 2-like. The transcript is spliced from 5 exons. Gene Ontology annotation, molecular function: ceramide 1-phosphate transfer activity; ceramide 1-phosphate binding. Lineage: Eukaryota; Viridiplantae; Streptophyta; Magnoliopsida; Poales; Poaceae. Gene Ontology annotation, cellular component: cytosol; membrane; cytoplasm. The record is from RefSeq and is a predicted model, not a curated record. Gene Ontology annotation, biological process: intermembrane lipid transfer; ceramide transport. Bases 187 to 771 code for a protein of 194 amino acids.